Molecule: messenger RNA, 1936 nt
Organism: Carica papaya (papaya)
Lineage: Eukaryota; Viridiplantae; Streptophyta; Magnoliopsida; Brassicales; Caricaceae
Source: RefSeq, a predicted model, not a curated record
AUGCACAGUCACGUUUUUAACUUCCUUCGUCUUCCUCUCGCAUGCACAUGAUUCUUCUAGCACCUUCUUCCAUCGCCACCAACAUACAUAUCUAGGUAACCUGAACUCUCCUGUUCGAUUCUCGCUUGAAAAGAAAAGUAGAGGAAAGAGAGAGUUUUCUGGAAGUUAACAGGAGAAGAUGGAAAGCAGUAAAGAUGAAAUAGUGGACGUGAGGUCAGUGGUUGAAGCUAUUUCCGCCGACGACGACUCUAUCGACACUCCUCUAUACCAGGUCGAGAGUCUCUGCAUGCGUUGCGGCGAAAACGGAAUUACAAGAUUUCUGUUGACGUUAAUUCCUCACUUUAGGAAGAUCUUGUUGUCAGCCUUUGAAUGUCCACAUUGUGGUGAAAGGAACAAUGAAGUUCAGUUUGCUGGUGAGAUCCAACCUAGAGGUUGUCAGUACCGUUUGGAGGUCCCAUCAGGCGAUCAGAAGAUGUUUAACCGCCAAGUAGUGAAAUCUGAAUCUGCCACAAUUAAGAUUCCCCAACUUGAAUUUGAGAUCCCUCCGGAGGCUCAACGUGGAAGUUUGUCAACUGUGGAAGGGAUGAUGGUACGAGCUGCAGAUGAAUUACAGGCCCUUCAAGAAGAACGCAAGAAAGUGGAUCCUCAAACUGCUGAACGAAUAGACCAGUUUUUGGUGAGAUUGAGAGCUUGUGCAGCAGCAGAGGCAUCCUUUACCUUCAUCUUGGAUGAUCCAGCAGGAAACAGCUUCAUAGAGAACCCGUUUGCUCCAUCUCCAGACCCAUCUUUGAGUAUCAGGUUCUAUGAGCGAACUCCGGAGCAACAAGCAGCGUUGGGCUACCUUGUUGACUCAUCACAAGUGGAAACACCGGCUGACGGAUCAUCAGGAGAAGCUAUAAGCAAUGUAACCGAUCAAACAAAGACGCAACCACAUGGAUCAGUUGGAGCAGCAGCUGGUCAUCGAGCCAUUGCACAAAGUAAUAGUGCUGAAAUUGCAGAAGCUUUGUUUCGGUACACUGCACCAGAAGAGGUGAUGACAUUCCCAUCGACUUGUGGAGUAUGUGCUGUGAGAUGUGAGACACGGAUGUUUGUGACCAACAUUCCUUACUUUCAGGAAGUCAUUGUCAUGGCAUCCACAUGCGACGCUUGUGGCUACCGUAAUUCUGAGUUGAAGCCUGGUGGACGAAUCCCUGAAAAGGGUAAAAAGAUCACUCUAUGUGUUAGGAACAUUGAUGACCUUAGCCGUGAUGUAAUCAAGUCGGAUACAGCAAGUGUAAAAGUCCCAGAACUUGAGUUGGAGCUGGCAAGUGGCACUCUGGGUGGAAUUGUCACCACAGUGGAAGGGUUGAUUACAAAAAUCAGCGAAAGCCUUGAGAGAGUGCACGGAUUCACUUUUGGAGAUAGUCUUGAUGAACAUAAAAAGAACAAGUGGCAAGAAUUCAAAACAAGAUUACAAAAGCUUCUGAGUUUGGAAGAACCUUGGACUUUGAUCCUUGAUGAUGCAUUAGCAAACUCUUUUAUUGCCCCGGCAACUGAUGACAUCAAAGAUGAUCAUCAAUUAACAUUCGAGGAAUAUGAGAGGUCAUGGGAGCAAAACGAGGAGUUGGGUCUAAAUGAUAUCGACACAUCUUCAGCAGAUGUUGCUUAUGAGCCAAAAGAUACAACCAAAAACGAGAUAAGGGAAGCUUAGAUUACAGCAAGGUAUAUUUAUUCUUGCAAAAUACGCAUUUGUUUUUCCUCUUUAUUUAAAUUUUUGUAAACUAGGAAGGAGGAGCACGUUAGUUAUUGUUGGGAAAAGAACACAUUUUGCACUUGUGUUGUAAAAUACAAAAUUUUUUAAAGAGGUGAACUUCUGUCAACAACUCCGCUCUGCAUGGUUUUUCAGUUGCACUUAAUUCGAAAUACCAUGUAAAUAUAAUCACUGCCCUUUAAACCA